Carya illinoinensis is the source of this 2835-nucleotide messenger RNA. RefSeq names its product putative receptor protein kinase ZmPK1. The record is from RefSeq and is a predicted model, not a curated record. Gene Ontology annotation, biological process: protein phosphorylation; recognition of pollen. Bases 146 to 2545 code for a protein of 799 amino acids. Lineage: Eukaryota; Viridiplantae; Streptophyta; Magnoliopsida; Fagales; Juglandaceae. The transcript has a single exon. Gene Ontology annotation, molecular function: protein serine/threonine kinase activity; ATP binding.
AUUGCUUUCGUCCACGUCCACCCCAAAUACGAAUUAAAAUACAGGGCAAAGAAGUAAAGGGCAAAAGCCAUUCUCCAUUCUGCAUGCGUCCCUUGUUAUCUUUCCUACGCCGCCUCUCCUUUGGAUUUUUCAUUCCAUUAAGUUCAUGGGCACUCUGAUCUUGUUCAUCCUCUUCUCGGCAUUGUUUGCUCUGGCAACAUCCACAAAUCCCACUUUGAGCGAAGGUUUGUCUCUCUCCAGCGAGAACCAGGAAGAUGUUUUGACUUCGCCGAAUGGAGUGUUCUCCGCUGGCUUUUACCAAGUCGGUGAGAAUGCUAAAUGCUUUGCCAUAUGGUUCGCCUCCCGACCCUCUAGGAUUCAGGACCGCACCGUUGUCUGGAUGGCCAAUCGAGACCAACCGGUUAACGGAAGGAAAUCGAAGCUCUCCCUGCUCAGAACCGGUAAUCUUAUCUUAACCGACGCCGGUAAGUUCACCGUCUGGGAGACAAACACUAUUUCUAUCUCGUCUUUAGAGUUAGUUCUUAACGAUGCUGGUAAUCUUGUUCUACAAACUUUGGGAGGUGAAAGUUUGUGGGAAAGCUUCGACUUUCCCACAGAUACCUUGCUUCCCCAGCAAUUACUAACUAGAAAGACACAUCUUGUCUCCUCGAGAAGCCAGACCAACUAUUCCUCUGGCUUCUACAAGCUCCUUUUCGAUAAUGAUAACGUCCUCUGCCUUCUUUACGAUGGGGCUAAGGUUUCCGGUAUUUACUGGCCUAAACCAUGGGUUUUGCCCUCGCAAGACGGAAGGUUCGCGUACAACAGCAGUAGAAUCGCAGUGCUUGAUUCCUUUGGGAACUUUAGUUCUUCCGAUAACUUUACAUUUUUGUCAGCCGACUAUGGGCAAUUGCUCAAUAGAAGAUUGACACUUGAUUACGAUGGUAAUCUUCGGUUGUACAGUUGGGACGAGGAGGACGAGAUGUGGGCUGUUUCAUGGCAGGCCUUUCAGGCACCUUGUAUUAUUCAUGGUGUUUGUGGGGCUAACGGUGUGUGCAACUAUGUUCCUGGUAUUGGCAGAAAGUGCUCGUGUCUUCCAGGAUAUAAGAUGAUAAAUCAUACCGAUUGGUCUCAAGGGUGUGAACCCGAAUUGGAUCUCUCUUACGGGAAAAACGAUGGUUUUUUGCCGCUAUCCCAUCUUGAUUUCUAUGGUAAUGAUUAUAAUAACAACCCUGAUCGUUAUACACUCGAUGGAUGCAUGAAGUUAUGCUUGGAAUCGGCCAAGUGCAAAGCAUUCCAAUACACCUUUGAUACGAAUCAUGGUUUUUCAAAAUGUUACCCCAAGAUUAAAUUGAUGAAUGGCCAUCGUUCCCCCCAAUUUAAAGGAAGCUUCUAUCUGAGAGUGCCGAAAAAAGAUCUCCCAAAUCUCCUCUCGAAUGCCAAUCUUGCAGAAGAAAUCGGUUUAAAUUGUUCAAGUGAAGCUCCCCUGCAACUGCAAAGAAAAUACAUAAAAAACCGGGAAAACGAGACCAUAAAAUUCAUGCUGUGGUUCGUAUGUGGAUUAGGAGGACUAGAAAUUCUGGGUAUCGUUUUGGUGUGGUGUCUCUUCCUUAGAACCCCCAAAAGUCCAAGUGCAGACAAGCAAGGCUAUCUUCUUGCUAUCACUAGAUUCAGAAAAUUUACAUAUUCGGAGCUCAAGACGGCCACAAAUGGUUUUACUGAGGAGAUUGGAAGAGGUGCAGGAGGGAUUGUGUACAAAGGGGUGUUGGCAGACAAUCGAGUUGCAGCAAUCAAGCAACUCUAUGAAGCCAACCAAGGAGAAGAAGUAUUUCUAGCAGAAGUGAACAUCAUUGGUAGGCUUAACCACAUGAACUUGAUAGAAAUGUGGGGUUACUGUGCCGAGGGAAAGCAGCGGCUUUUGGUAACGGAGUACAUGGAGCAUGGUUCACUGGCAAACAACCUCUCUUCCAAUACACUUGACUGGAAGAAACGGUUUGAAAUUGCUUUGGGCACUGCAAAAGGCCUGUCUUAUUUGCAUGAAGAGUGCUUGGAGUGGGUUUUACACUGCGAUAUAAAACCUGAAAACAUAUUCCUAGACUCUGAUUAUCAACCAAAGGUUGCAGAUUUUGGCCUGUCCAAACUACAAAGCAGAGGAGAAUCCAACAAUCCAAGUUUCUCAAGGAUGAGAGGAACCCGCGGAUACAUGGCUCCGGAGUGGCUAUUUAAUCUAUCCAUCACCUCUAAAGUAGAUGUUUAUAGCUACGGGAUUGUUGUGUUGGAGAUGGUGACUGGAAAAGAGGCAGCAAAGGGUGUCCAUGACAUAGAGAGUGGAGAGCAGCCACAGCACAAAAGGCUUGUUUCAUGGGUGAGGGAAAAGAAGAACAGGGCGGCUUUAACUGAGUCCUGGCAUGAAGGGAUCAUAGACCCAAGGUUGAAAGGCGAAUAUGACAUACGAAAGAUGGAAACUCUGAUUGCGGUUGCUCUGCAAUGUGCAAAGGAAGAAAAAGAUGCAAGACCUAGCAUGAGAGAAGUCGUUGAGAUGCUUUUGGCCCAAGAAAAUGAUCAUUAGGAUGGUAAUAUGUGACACGACUCGUGCACUCAAUACAAAUAAAACACGGAAUUAGUGUGUUUGAGUUUGAUAUAAAUGGGUUAAGAUCAAAAUGGGUUAAACCAUUAAGACAUGAUUAAUAAACGAGUCAAUCUGUCUUGCCCGAAAUCAUCCCAAAAUAAUCAGUUUAAAUAUUAUUUCAAAAUUACAACUUUGUUAUUUUUGGAUUGUAAUAUUAGUAUUUAUCAAAAUGCUUAUGUUGUUAUGUUGGACUAUAUGAGUGGUUUUAUUAUUAGUUAAAAGAUGAAAAA